UAAUGCUUACAUGGGUAUUACUUCAAAAAAUACUUUAGUAAAUUUUUAUUUCUUUCAAGAUACUGUAUUUAGUGUAGUAUACUAUUUUGUAUAGUUAUCAUGAUGUCUCAUUUUUGUUCAAUAAAGUUAUGCAUUGUAGGUGUUAUUUUAAUUGCGUCUACCAAAGCAGAUUUAAUAAAAAGGCAGGCCGAUGAUGAUGAAGUUUGUAAUGACGCUGAAUCAUCGGCAUUCAUGUGUUUUGAAUAUUUCAAGUUAUCAUUACAGUGGCCGAAGGCUUCGUGUUAUAGAGCACGUGUAUUGAGUCAGUCUGACAAAGAAUGCAACACUCCAGACUCAUGGUCUAUCCAUGGAUUAUGGCCACAAACAACUCGGCCAAACAAGUCAAUAUUGAAAAAGAAAUGCCCGCUAGAUAUACCAUUUAAUAUUGAUGAUCUAAAUGAUAUCAAAGAUAGAUUAACGCCAGUUUGGUUUGGUGUCGACAUAUCUGGAGAGGGUGAUCCGAAUGCCAAACUGUGGGAACAUGAGUGGACUAAACAUGGACGUUGUGCAGCUCGUCAUAAAGACCUUGACAGUAUAGGAAAAUUCUUUUCUAAAACUUUAGAGUUAUAUGAUCAGUAUAAUAUAGAUCAAGCACUUAAUGAUAGAGGAAUUUCACCUGGAAAUACCGCAUCUCUAGGAGAUAUAAGUAAUGCAAUAAAGGACAUGGUUCGGAAACUCCCUAGGAUUUCUACGAUUUCCAAUAAAGAACGAACUGAAUCCUAUUUGUAUGAAAUUCAUAUAUGUUAUGACCAUGAUUUUGAUCAUGUUGACUGUCCUGAGAAAGCAGCAGAGGUAACUGAACCAGAUAAGCAAAUCAAGUAUUUAAAGGAUGUACCAUCAGUUACUGGUUAAAUUAAAAUUUUGAAUGUUUAAAUAUUAAAUUUAUGGCAAAUUGUUAGUAUCUAACUACUAUUUUAUAAGCCUUGUAAGCGGAAUGAAAACAAUUAAAAAUCCUUUUUAGCUCAUACGAUUUAACUGGUGACACGACCGAUGAUCCGAGGACAAUUGAUCCGCGACAAUUAAUCCGCGACAAUUGAUCCUUGCGACGAUUGAUCCGUCGAUAAAAUGCGUGUAACAUGAAAAAUUACGCCCUUUUUUCACUAAUUUGUGUGUGAGUAUAUUUUUUAUGUUACACGCACACAAAAUUAGUGAAAAAAGGGCGUAAUUUUUCAUGUCACACGCAUUUUAUCGACGGAUCAAUCGUCGCAAGUAUCAAUUGUCGCGGAUUAAUUGUCGCGGAUCAAUUGUCCUCGGAUCAUUUGUUACGUAACCGAUUUAACUACUUAUGAAUUUCUUUAAACUGUAAAAAGGAGUAAGACAGACAAUAUAGAGCGGCAAUGUAGGUCACUUAACAUUUACGAAAUUUGAAAAUUUGAAAUCAGCCUACAAAUUUUUAUCAAAAUAAUUUUAUUGGAAUUUCUUUGUAUAAUUUAAAUAGUCAAAGUUACCUUGAUAGAUAACUUUAAAAAAUAAUCAUUAGUUCAUUUAAUAUCUUAUUCAGUAUUUAAUAUUUUAUUUCAUUUUAUUAUUUACUUUAUUUUCUUCAACAUCUUAAGUCAUUAUUAUUUUAAUAUAAUUUUUACAAUAUGUAAAACUUUAGAAAAUUUACUUCUACAUUAUAAUACAAAUAAAAGGAUCUAAAAAAAAAAAAUGAAAUUUC
Microplitis mediator is the source of this 1699-nucleotide messenger RNA. RefSeq names its product ribonuclease Oy-like. NCBI's taxonomy places the organism in Eukaryota, Metazoa, Arthropoda, Insecta, Hymenoptera, Braconidae. Gene Ontology annotation, molecular function: ribonuclease T2 activity; RNA binding. The transcript is spliced from 3 exons. The coding region runs from base 100 to 891 and encodes 263 amino acids. Gene Ontology annotation, cellular component: extracellular region. Gene Ontology annotation, biological process: RNA catabolic process. The record is from RefSeq and is a predicted model, not a curated record.